Messenger RNA from Dovyalis caffra, 4005 nucleotides. The record is from the annotation of a GenBank genome assembly. Lineage: Eukaryota; Viridiplantae; Streptophyta; Magnoliopsida; Malpighiales; Salicaceae.
AUGGGAGAGCAUGAAGGGUGGGCACAGCCACCAAGCGGGCUAUUACCAAAUGGCCUAUUGCCCAACGAAGCUGCCUCUGUGAUCAGAGUGCUUGAUUCGGAGCGAUGGUCAAAGGCUGAAGAGAGAACUGCAGAGCUUAUUGCCUGCAUUCAGCCCAACCAGCCCUCUGAAGAGCUUCGCAAUGCUGUUGCAGAUUACGUGCAGCGGCUUAUCGCAAAGUGCUUUCCUUGCCAGGUUUUCACCUUUGGUUCUGUACCACUUAAGACUUAUUUACCUGAUGGGGAUAUUGACUUAACAGCCUUCAGUAAGAAUCCAAAUUUGAAAGACUCAUGGGUUCAUCAGGUUCGUGAUAUGCUGGAGAAUGAGGAGAAGAAUGAAAAUGCUGAAUUCCGAGUGAAGGAGGUUCAGUACAUUCAGGCAGAGGUAAAGAUAAUAAAGUGUCUUGUGGAAAACAUUGUGGUAGAUAUUUCAUUUAACCAACUUGGUGGACUGUGUACCCUUUGUUUCCUUGAAGAGGUUGAUAAUUUGAUAAAUCAAAACCAUCUAUUCAAGCGUAGCAUUAUACUGAUAAAGGCCUGGUGUUACUAUGAGAGCCGUAUACUGGGUGCUCACCACGGGUUGAUCUCCACUUAUGCUUUGGAAACCUUGGUUCUAUAUAUAUUUCACGUUUUCAACAAUUCCUUUGCGGGUCCUCUUGAGGUUCUUUAUCGUUUUCUUGAGUUCUUCAGUAAGUUUGAUUGGGAUACUUUCUGUGUUAGCCUCUGGGGUCCUGUACCUAUUAAUUCACUUCCUGAUGUAACAGCGGAACCUCCUCGAAAGGAUGGUGGAGAGUUACUACUUAGCAAAUUAUUUCUUGAGGCUUGUAGUGCAGUAUAUGCUGUUUUACCUGCUGGACGAAAUAAUCAAGAGCAACCCUUUUUGACCAAACACUUCAAUGUUAUUGAUCCUUUGCGUGUAAAUAACAACCUGGGUCGUAGUGUCAGUAAAGGUAACUUUUUCAGGAUACGCAGUGCAUUUGCGUUUGGAGCUAAAAGGCUAGCUAGGUCACUUGAUUGCCCCACAGAAGACCUAUGUUUUGAAGUAAAUCAGUUCUUUCUGAACACCUGGGAGAGACAUGGUAGUGGCCAUCGUCCUGAUGCGCCAAGGAGUGAUUUUUGGCGAUUGAGAUUGCCAAAUCAUGAUCACUUGCAUGAACCUGAGAAUCUCAGGAACAAUUCAAGUAGCAAACCUUCUGGUCUUGAAGUUAAAGAUGCAGCCCAUGGCACACAUAGUGUUCACUCCCAGCAUGAUAAUUAUUCCUCAGAAAGCACAUCCAAAGGUAGUGAAGUUGCAACAGUUUCUCAUACUCAAAGCCAAAAGACUUAUGCUGACACAAACAGCACAAGGACCACCUCUGAUCAGAGUAGAAGGGAAUCUACUUCCAAUCAAAGCUUGCAUGUUGAUAAAAGUCAGAGAAGUGCAAAACCUGACAACUUUGUCGCUGACUUUCAGGGAAGGUAUUCUUUUGCGAGGACACGCUCUAGUCCUGAGCUUACCGAGACAUAUGGUGAAAUUUCUUCUCAAGGAAGGCAUAACAAAGUCCAGGAUAGUGGAAAAGGCCAGGCCCCAUCUGCUGGGCUAGAUCAUAGCAGGAGGAAAAACCUGGAAGCUGAUAAUUCGGCAAAUCAUGAUAUUAGCUCUUCAACUGAUGAUCCUUCAUCUGUUAGGCAUGCCAUUUCCCAUCAAAGCCUCGAUCCUGCAGCUGCUUCAAAUAGUUACCACAAUGAUUCAGGCUUGGGUGCCAUGGGUGAAGAAUUGGUUUCCAUCCUGGGGACACAGGGGAUGCAUCAGGAAGAGCAAGAUCUUGUGAAUGUGAUGGCUUCUUCUACAGGUCUGGGUUUCAGUGGACAGGUUCAUGUUCCUCUGAAUAUGGCGCCCAGUCACGUAUCUCCAAUGGGAUAUGGUCAGACAAAUAUGGGUGUAAUGGGGCCCACUAAUAUUCCCUUCAUUGAGACUCCUUGGGGUUCAAAUAUGCAAUUUCCUCAAGGUUUGAUUUCUUCACCGUUAACCCAUUAUUUUCCUGGCAUUGAAUUGGGUUCAAACCAAGAAGAUUCCAUUGAACCUGGUAAUGAGAAUUUUGCUCUCAUGGAAAUGAAUGUUAGGGAGACUGAUUUUGAUUUCUGGCAUGAGCAGGAGAGGGGCUCCCCUUGUGGGUUUUAUGUUGAUAAUGCAAGCUUUGAGAUGCAUCAAUCAUAUGAUUCACAGCCUAGUUCAUCUAGUUAUAAUUUUGUUCGAUCAUCUCAAAGGGGUGGCUCUGGCAACUCUUUGAGAGUUCAUAAGAAGUUCCCCAGAGAAACCCGAGUGUCAGCCAGGGAAGAACCUAUAGAUGCUUUAACAUAUCAAGAAAAGAGAGGUACUGAAGAAUACUUUGAUGAUAGAAGUGCAAGUUCAAGGUCCUUUCCUACCGUGAGAAGUAAACCCCCAUCCGAGAGUUCGUGGGAAGGAUCAUCAGUAAAGGUGUCAAAGCUCGUAAAGGAAAAGAGAGGUAGGAAAAUGGUUUCUUCUGCAGUGCAGUCUUCUGUUUAUGGAAAAGGUAAGAGUGCCUCUGAAUAUUCUUCCAGUCAGACAGAUGAUGAUGACAAAGAAUGGAAUACGGUAUCAACAAUGGGCCCAGGACCUGAAAGAAGUGCGGGAUCCCAAUCUGAAUCUGCUGCUUCUUUGCAUGUUUCAAGGCAUCAAGUACCUGGAUAUGAAUCAGCACAGCAGAGUGAAUCUGAGUCGUUGAUACCCAUUGCUCCAGUGCACUUAGGUCCUGGUUCACGGCAGAGAUCUACAGAUAAUUCAGGGGCUGUUCCUUUUACGUUUUAUCCUACAGGGCCACCAGUUCCAUUUGUUACAAUGCUUCCACUGUACAACUUCCCAACCAAGACAGGAACUUCUGGUGCAUCAACAAGCCAAGUUGGCAGUGAGGAGGGCCUUGAUAACAGUGACUCUGGUCAAAAUUUUGGUUCAUCUGAGGGGCUAGAUCAAUCUGUGGUUUUAAGUACUUCCAGUUCUAUGAGAAUGGCGGCUUCUGUUGAGCCAUUGGAACACAAAUCUGACAUUCUUAAUAGUGAUUUUGCUAGCCACUGGCAAAACUUGCAGUUUGGGCGGUUGUACCAAAACACACGAAAUCCUGCACCUAUGAUUUAUCCUUCGCCUGUUAUGGUGCCACCUGUCUACUUACAGGGUCAUUUUCCAUGGGAUGGUCCUGGGAGACCUGUUUCAACCAACAUGAAUCUUUUUACUCAGCUUUCGAGCUAUGGGCCUCGUAUUGUUCCAGUUGCUCCUCUACAGUCUGCAUCGAAUAGACCUGCUGGUGUCUACCAACAUUAUGUUGAUGAAAUGCCUAGAUAUCGUGGUGGUACUGGGACCUACUUGCCGAAUCCAAAGGUAUCCGUCCGAGACCGGCAUGCUACAAAUAUGAGAAAGGGAAACCACAACUACAAUAGAAGUGACCACCACAUUGAUAGGGAAGGGAACUGGAAUAAUAAUUAUAGAGCACGGGCUGCUGGGCGCAGCAACAGUCGUAGCCAAGCUGAAAAGUCAAAUUCAAGUCCAGACCGGUUGGCAGUAGGUGAGACCCAAGCUGAGAGGACAUGGGGAUCACAUAAACAUGAUACAUUCCCUUCAUACCAGUCUCAGAAUGGUCCAAUCCGCUCAAACUCCAAUCAGAGUGGUUCCGCCAAUGUGGCAUAUGGCAUGUAUCCAUUACCAUCCUUGAAUUCUGGUGGAGUGUCAUCAGAUGGACCUACCAUUCCAUCUGUUGUCAUGCUUUCUCCCUAUGAUCAUAAUGCUGGCUAUGGUUCUGCAGAACAUCUUGAGUUUGGGUCUCUUGGGCUGGUAGGUUUCUCAGGUGUAAACGAGACCUUGCAUUUAAAUGAUGGGAGUCGAUCAAGUGGGGGAUUUGAGGACCAAAGGUUUCAUAGAAGCUCUGUUCAACGGCCAUUGCCAGAUCAGCCUUCUUCACCCCGUGUCCAGAGGUAG